AUGCCUGCUAUUAAAUCUUGGGCCGAAACAAAAAAGGUAAACUAUUUCAAAAUCACUCCACAAUUCCGAUUACCAUAUGCAUUUGUUUUCAGAAAAAAGUCGAAAAUGAUGUUCAAAAUCGAAUGGAAAUCGAGGGUGCCGCCGCCAAAGCCGAAACUUCCAACUCCCAAUUUACGCCUAUGAGAGUUAGUUUGUUUUUCACUCAAAAAAUUGAAAAAUUCGCAAAAAAUUGUAAUAUUUAUAAGAUCUAAAAAUUAUUCAAAAAUUUUCAUAGAAAAAAAGAAUCAGAAAAUUAAUUUUUUGAUUAAUUUUUCAAAUUUCCGAUUUUUGAAAUCAAAAAAUUGAAAAAUUCGCAACAAAUUAUAAUAUUUAUAAGAUCUAUAAAUUAUUCAAAAUUUUCAUAGAAAAAAAGAAUCAGAAAAUUAAUUUUUUGAUUAAUUUUUCAAAUUUCCGAUUUUUGAAAUCAAAAAAUUGAAAAAUUCGCAAAAAAUUAUAAUAUUUAUAAGAUCUAUAAAUUAUUCAAAAAUUUUCAUAGAAAAAAAGAAUCAGAAAAUUAAUUUUUUGAUUAAUUUUUCAAAUUUCCGAUUUUUGAAUCAAAAAUGAACAUUUUUUUGCAGAUUCCCUUGAAAAGAAACGCGAAAGCAAACUUGAAGUAUUCAAAAGCUGGAAUUGAAAUAUUGGACGUGAAAGAAAGAAGAAAUGAACAUAUUGAGGAAGAUGAGGAGAAAAUUGUUGAAAAUGAUGAUAUUUUGCCCGCAAGAGUUUUGAUUGAAGAAGAUAAACAAGCGGAAGAAGUACAAUUUGCAAAUAAUGAAAAUGAAGUUGUUGAAGAUUGUAGCGAGUCAAGUUCUUCGAAAACUUUGGUGUCUAAAAACGGCGAGUAUCUUCCAGUACAAUUAACGAAUGCAGUGUUUUGGGAUGUUGAAAAUGAUAAACCUUUGAUGCGAGAUGAAUAUGAGGUGAUUAACAAUUCUGUUUAAAUCCUGAAGAGAGAUAAAAAACUAAUUUCUUGCAGAAUAAUUUCAAAAAGGUGACGAAUCAUAUGAAACCUAUCAGCGUCGAACAAUAUUUGGAAAUGGCUGAUGCUGAGACUGAAAAGCCUAUGAAAAAUAUUUAUAAACAAUUUGCUUUUCAAACAGCUCUGGUAGCCAUCAAUAUAAGUUCAAUAUCAUAAACCCUAAAGCAUAUUUUCAGUUCAACUACACCGUACAUCGCAACCGACAAAUCGCAACAGGGUCAACUCCUAGAAGUACGAAAAUGAAGCAGGUGAGAGUGUUUUGGGGAUUAGAGCAUAGGUCUAAGAUACCGUCCAAGCGAAAAAGAAGCCUACGCGAAAGCGCAUCCGAAUUUUUCAAUCAAAAAACUGAAAAAUUCGUUUAAAAAUAUAAUAUUUAUAGGAUCUAAAAAUUAUUCACAAAUUUUCAUAGAAAAUUAAGAAUGAGAAAAUUAAUUCCUAAAACAAAAAAUUGAACAAUUCUUUUGAAAAUAUAAUAUUUAUAGGAUCUAAAAAUUAAUCAAAAAUUUCCAUAGAACAAAGAAUGAGAAAAUGAAUUUUUUGAUUAAUUUUUCAAAAUUUCGAAUUUUUCAAUCAAAAAAUUGAACAAUUCUUUUGAAAAUAUAAUAUUUAUAGGAUCUAAAAAUUAAUCAAAAAUUAUCAUAGAACAAAGAAUGAGAAAAUGAAUUUUUUGAUUAAUUUUUCAAAAUUUCGAAUUUUUCAAUCAAAAAAUUGAACAAUUCUUUUGAAAAUAUAAUAUUUAUAGGAUCUAAAAAUUAAUCAAAAAUUUCCAUAGAACAAAGAAUGAGAAAAUGAAUUUUUUGAUUAAUUUUUCAAAAUUUCGAAUUUUUCAAUCAAAAAAUUGAACAAUUCUUUUGAAAAUAUAAUAUUUAUAGGAUCUAAAAAUUAAUCAAAAAUUAUCAUAGAACAAAGAAUGAGAAAAUGAAUUUUUUGAUUAAUUUUUCAAAAUUUCGAAUUUUUCAAUCAAAAAAUUGAACAAUUCUUUUGAAAAUAUAAUAUUUAUAGGAUCUAAAAAUUAAUCAAAAAUUUUCAUAGAACAAAGAAUGAGAAAAUGAAUUUUUUGAUUAAUUUUUCAAAAUUUCGAAUUUUUCAAUCAAAAAAUUGAAAAAUUCUUUUAAAAAUAUAAUAUUUAUAGGAUCUAAAAAUUAAUCAAACAUUUAAAAAAAAAGAAUGAGAAAAUUAAUUUUUUGAUUAAUUUUUCAAAAUUUCGAAUUUUUCAAUCAAAAAAUUGAAAAAUUCUUUUAAAAAUAUAAUAUUUAUAGGAUCUAAAAAUUAAUCAAACAUUUAAAAAAAAAAGAAUGAGAAAAUUAAUUUUUUGAUUAAUUUUUCAAAAUUUCGAAUUUUUCAAUCAAAAAAUUGAAAAAUUCUUUUAAAAAUAUAAUAUUUAUAGGAUCUAAAAAUUAAUCAAACAUUUAAAAAAAAAAGAAUGAGAAAAUUAAUUUUUUGAUUAAUUUUUCAAAUUUUCAAACUAUGAAAUCAAAAAAUUGAAAAAUUCUUUUAAAAAUAUAAUAUUUAUAGGAUCUAAAAAUUAAUCAAACAUUUUUUUUUAAAAAAAGAAUCAGAAAAUUAAUUCCUAAUUUAUAUUUCAAAUUUUCAAACUAUGAAAUCAAAAAAUUGAAAAAUUCUUUUAAAAAUAUAAUAUUUAUAGGAUCUAAAAAUUAAUCAAACAUUUUUUUUUAAAAAAAGAAUCAGAAAAUUAAUUCCUAAUUUAUAUUUCAAAUUUUCAAACUAUGAAAUCAAAAAAUUGAAAAAUUCUUUUAAAAAUAUAAUAUUUAUAGGAUCUAAAAAUUAAUCAAAAAUUUCCAUAGAACAAAGAAUGAGAAAAUGAAUUUUUUGAUUAAUUUUUCAAAAUUUCGAAUUUUUCAAUCAAAAAAUUGAACAAUUCUUUUGAAAAUAUAAUAUUUAUAGGAUCUAAAAAUUAAUCAAACAUUUAAAAAAAAAGAAUGAGAAAAUUAAUUUUUUGAUUAAUUUUUCAAAUUUUCAAACUAUGAAAUCAAAAAAUUGAAAAAUUCUUUUAAAAAUAUAAUAUUUAUAGGAUCUAAAAAUUAAUCAAACAUUUUUUUUUAAAAAAAGAAUCAGAAAAUUAAUUCCUAAUUUAUAUUUCAAAUUUUCAAACUAUGAAAUCAAAAAAUUGAAAAAUUCUUUUAAAAAUAUAAUAUUUAUAGGAUCUAAAAAUUAAUGUAACAUUUUUAUUUAAAAAAAAAAGAAUCAGAAAACUAAGUUUUUGAUUACUUUUUCAAAUUUUCGAAUUUUUCAAUCAAAAAUUAACUUUUUUUUUUGAAUCGCAGGCCAAGUAUACAUUUAUGUAUACCGGAAAUGAUGAAGUGAUUGUGGUGACACCGGUUAUGAAAAUCGCUGUCAAUAUUUUUCCUGUCCUUGUUCACAAGAAAUGGGACAAUUAUUUUGCAUCAAAGUUCACAAAACUUCAAAAAGAUGUCAUUUAUGAUAUUUUGGAUGAGGUAAACUUCAAUUUAUUUCAAACGAAAACUGGACACAUUAUUUCAGGUUGACCAACAUGAUGAUUAUCAUCUUAUUUUUACUGGACCGGUUGUUCACGAAUCAACAGCAACAUAUUGUCCAUAUGCAAAUGAUUAUACGAAUACAAUGACCGGUAAUUAUUUUUGAAAAUAUUUUCUCACAAAAUGAAAUGUGUUUUCAGAAGUAUUUUUGGAUGCUUGUCCCUGUAGAUUCUCUUCAGAAGAAGAAAAGAAACAACAUCGGGAUGAAAUAAAAAUUGCUGUAAACACGUUCACUUCAUCGUAUUAGUGAGUUUUUUUGGGUCAGUAUUAAUCAAAUUUUUUAAAUGAUACUUCCAAACUCCAAAAGUGCAAAACAUUCGAAAAUCAUACUUUGAAAAAAAGUUACAUUAGUUGAAAUGUUUCAAAAUUCACCUUCAAAUAUUUCCAGUCAAAAAAAACGAGAUGAUGCGAUUGAAAAGGAUAAAGAAAAGCAGAGAGAAAUUGAUGAGAUGUUGAUUAGUGUGAAAGGAGAAGCUGCCGGGAAAAAAAAGAUGGAUAGAUUGAGAAAACGACGAACUGUUAUGGGUGAACCGGAUGAGUUUUGA
This is a messenger RNA of Caenorhabditis angaria, 4079 nucleotides long. Lineage: Eukaryota; Metazoa; Nematoda; Chromadorea; Rhabditida; Rhabditidae. The record is from the annotation of a GenBank genome assembly.